Messenger RNA from Andrographis paniculata, 1308 nucleotides. RefSeq names its product alcohol dehydrogenase-like 4. The coding region runs from base 19 to 1188 and encodes 389 amino acids. Gene Ontology annotation, cellular component: cytosol. The transcript is spliced from 10 exons. Gene Ontology annotation, molecular function: S-(hydroxymethyl)glutathione dehydrogenase [NAD(P)+] activity; zinc ion binding. The record is from RefSeq and is a predicted model, not a curated record. Lineage: Eukaryota; Viridiplantae; Streptophyta; Magnoliopsida; Lamiales; Acanthaceae. Gene Ontology annotation, biological process: formaldehyde catabolic process.
ACCAAACCACGCACAAAAAUGGGCAGUUCGGAAAAUGAUCUCCUUCCAAAAGACACCAUCGGAAAAGUCAUCACUUGCAAAGCCGCGGUGGCUUACGGUUGCGGCGAGCCGCUGGUGCUGGAGGAGAUACUGGUGGCGCCGCCGCAGAAAAUGGAGGUCCGAAUUAAAAUCCUCUAUACAUCAAUCUGUCACACGGAUCUCAGUGUUUGGCUAGGAGAGCAUGAAGCAUACAGAAUAUACCCCAGAAUUCUCGGGCACGAGGCAUCCGGCUUGGUUGAAUCUGUGGGAGAGGGAGUGGAUGACUUGGAAGUGGGGGACCACGUGGUGCCGGUGUUCAACGCGGAAUGUCGAAAAUGCCCCUACUGCACAUCCGAGAAGACAAACAUGUGUAAGAGAAUUGAAGUCAACCCUGCCGUGGCAACCAUGGUCAACGACGGAAAGUGCCGGUUUUCGACCAAAGACGGUCAACCCAUCUAUCACUUCCUCAACACUUCCACCUUCACCCAAUACACCGUCGUUGACUAUUCCUGUGUUGUCAAAAUUGACGCAAAUGCCCCUCUCCAGAAAAUGUCACUAUUAGGCUGCGGCGUUUCUACAGGUCUAGGUGCCGUGUGGAACACCGCCAAUGUGCAGCCAGGUGAAACUAUAGCUGUUUUUGGCCUUGGAGCUGUGGGAUUGGCUGCGGUAGAAGGGGCUAGGACUAGGGGAGCUUCAAGAAUCAUUGGAGUCGACAUUAAUCCUGAUAAACGAAUUAAAGGAGAAGCAGUUGGAAUAACUGACUUCGUUAACCCCAAGGAUCUCGAUAUACCAGUGCACCAGAAAAUAGCGGAAAUGACAGCCGGUGGCGUGGAUUACAGCUUCGAGUGCGCCGGAAACUUAGACGUCCUCCAUGAGGCCUUUCUGUCGACCCAUGAGGGUUGGGGUUUGACGGUAUUGAUAGGGAUGCAAACAUCGCCAAGAUUGCUCCCCAUACAUCCGAAGGAUUUCUUCAGAGGACGGAAAAUGGUGGGAUCGAUUUUUGGGGGUUUCAAGCCCAAAUCACAAUUGCCUGAUUUUGCUCGACAAUGCAUCAACGGGGUUGUGAAGCUGGACGAAUUCAUCACACACGAGAUGCCAUUUUCGAAGAUCAAUGAUGCAAUGCAACUCCUCGUGGAAGGCAAAACCUUGAGAUGCCUUCUUCACCUUUAAUUUAAUUUAAGGGGGUUGUUGAUUUAUGAAUGAAUUAGACAUACUGUAUGGUUUGCUAUUUAUAUCUUAUCCGAUGUUGCUAAUUAUUUCGUAAUCUUUUUCGAAUCCUAUUCAAUCAAA